Paramecium tetraurelia is the source of this 996-nucleotide messenger RNA. RefSeq lists its product as uncharacterized. NCBI's taxonomy places the organism in Eukaryota, Ciliophora, Oligohymenophorea, Peniculida, Parameciidae. Gene Ontology annotation, molecular function: RNA binding. The record is from RefSeq and is a predicted model, not a curated record. The transcript is spliced from 6 exons. Gene Ontology annotation, cellular component: nucleus.
AUGAGUUUCUAAGAGAUGUCUAAGCAAAUAGAGGACAUGACUAAUUUUCUUUUAGAAUAGAGCGAUGAAAGCUUAGUAAAUACAUCUCCUACGAAUCGCGAAUAAAUAAAUCUUAUCAUCAAUGAUCACAAAGUGAAAUAGAGAGUUAAUACAAUGUUGAAACAGAAGAGUAGACAAUAUCCGCAUUAAUAUUUAACUGUGGAAUUAUCAAGUGAAGACAAUUAUGAAAUUGAGCUGGAUUAAGAAGAUAUUAAAUAAGUUUGUGAAAAUUUUGGAGAAGUCAAAUAAGUCUACACCAAACUAAAUGGAGCAAUAAUAAUUAAGUUCAAUUCACUUUUUGAUGCUUUUAUUGUUUAUAAGCUUUUAAACAAACAUUAAAUAAAAGAGUUGGAUGUCACUAUCAAAAUUGAAUUUACUACCUAGUAGGAUCUGUUGGAAAUCAUGGAGAUCCAGGACUCUAAUUAAUAAAAAUUUACAUGUCGCUAUGAUGUUUAAAUUGAUAAUGAUAAAGAAUUUUAAGUUGCUCGCAAAAUCAUAGGUACCAAAGGAUGCAAUAUGAAAAAGAUUAUUGAUUAGUGCUUGAUAGAUUGUGAUACAAAAGAACAAGAUCUUGUUAAACUCAGAUUAAGAGGAAGAGGUUCAGGGUACAAAGAAGGUCCUGAAAAAAGAGAAUCAUAAGAACCUCUUCAUUUAUGUGUGUCAUCCAAACACAAUCAUUUAUUUUUGAGAGCCUGUUAAUUGGUUGAAUAAUUACUUUUAAAAAUCUAUGAGGAAUAUAAAAUAUUUGGGCUAAAUAAGGGACGCAAAUAAACACAUUACAACAUUAGAAGGGUUCACUAAUCAAUAAAACCUUAAAUAAAAACCAACUUUAUGCCUGAAUUACCAAACUUUAAUUUCUCAAAUGUAUUAUCAUAUUUUAGCUUUUAGAAUUAAUUUGUUGAUUUUAACAAUGAAAACAUAAUGGCAUAUUCCAACAUACCUAAUUAAUUAAUAUGA